Nymphalis io (European peacock) is the source of this 596-nucleotide messenger RNA. RefSeq lists its product as uncharacterized. The record is from RefSeq and is a predicted model, not a curated record. Bases 277 to 570 code for a protein of 97 amino acids. The transcript has 2 exons. Lineage: Eukaryota; Metazoa; Arthropoda; Insecta; Lepidoptera; Nymphalidae.
AAGUCGUUACCGUAAAAAUUACUUUGCUUGAAUUAACAGAACUGUUAUGUCAACUGCAUUGAAAGCAACCUAGAGCGCAGUGGUCAGUUUGUUUAUAUAUAAUAGCACAGGUGACGUAAAUGGAAAGUUUUGCGUAGUAGAACAUCGUCAGGCAGGUUGCGGUUAGGCUUAGCCGCGUUCCCCGCCGAGGUAACCGAGUGCCAAAUCGACCUGUCACAUUUCGUUACGCAACGAGCACCAUUAAAUAACCUCACUUCAUUUACACCUUCAACCGUUAUGUUGUUGCUACGCGCGACUUGCUUGUUGGUUGUUGUGGCGGCAUCUAUUUGUCGACCGUACGAUCCAGAAGAUGGGGAAAUCAAGAGCGUCCUGCCAUCUAGUGGCGAGUUUGAGGCGUUUUACCCGCGUCAAGCGCAUGGAUUACCGAACGGUUCUUCGCGGCCUGCUCAUGGGCAUGGCAGUUUCUACAAGCACCGCAAUCCGGCGCUAGUUGACGUGAAAAAUGCAGCUGCGUACGGUUUCCGCUUCGAUGGCAUGAGGAGGUUCAACUUUGAUGACGACGAAGAAUAAUUCGUUUUUUAAGAAGAAAAAAAAUA